AUGACUUUCGCCAAACCAAUAAUCAUGUUAAUUGCCAUGGCAAUGCUACUCAAUGUUGCUAUUGCCCAGAACCCCGAUGAUAUCUGGCGCCAGAGACGUGACCAGGAGAUCCAGAUGCGUAACCAAGAGAUCCAGCAAAACAGACAGCAGCUUGACUGGUACAUCCAACAGGGUGAUCGUCGCAUCAACGAUAUCAACCAAGAGAUCAGCCGUGUCCAAGGCACCCAAAUCGAUCAGAAGGCCACACCCGCGGAACAGGCUGCCACCCGCCAGAAGAUUGACGCUACGGUUGCGUACCUCGAAGCAUCGAAGCAGCAUGUGAUGAGAGAUCAGCAGCUCCUCCGCAAUCAGAUGGACUACAACAUGAACUUCAACAACCAGGGCCCAUACAACAUGUACCGCUUCGUGCCCCAGACCUUCUACAAUGCUCACCCAUACCAUGUCCACUACCCACAGGGUCCAGUCAUUGUCCAGGCUCCACGUCCAGUCUACUACCAUCCACAGGUCUAUGAUCCACAGCCAACCUACGCACCACAUGGUAUCAGAGUGAACCAGCAGGCAUUGUCCCAGGAGAACCUCAACUAUCAGAGAAACCAACAGUUUGUCUCCAACAUCCAGUACUAA
Molecule: messenger RNA, 624 nt
Organism: Acytostelium subglobosum LB1
Lineage: Eukaryota; Evosea; Eumycetozoa; Acytosteliales; Acytosteliaceae
Exons: 1
Coding region: 1-624 (207 amino acids)
Source: RefSeq, a predicted model, not a curated record